Molecule: messenger RNA, 3282 nt
Organism: Morone saxatilis (striped sea-bass)
Lineage: Eukaryota; Metazoa; Chordata; Actinopteri; Moronidae
Product: oxysterol-binding protein-related protein 10
Cellular component (GO): cytosol; intracellular membrane-bounded organelle; membrane
Molecular function (GO): cholesterol binding
Source: RefSeq, a predicted model, not a curated record
GUACUUUGUGUUAGAUCCAGAGUUGGGGCAGCUGCACUACUUUGUCAACGAGCAGGGGAAGAGCCAGAAGCCUCGUGGGUCCCUGCCACUGAUCGGUGCCUCGGUAACCCCGAGCGACGAGGCUCCGCACAUGUUCAUUGUAAACUCUGUCAAUGGAGAGCUGUACAAACUCAGAGCCUCCGACGGCAAGGAGCAGCAGUUUUGGAUGAGUCAGCUCCAAGCGUGUGCCAGACGUCACUCUGACAGCAGUGCCAAGGUGAGAAAGCUGAAGGGCUCUGAUGAACACUUGAGUGUGGAAAGAGCAGGAGGAGGCCAGGAGGUGCUGGGCUCCUCAUCCUGUGGUCGGACCCGUAGCUUCUCCCUCCUCCCCCACCUAACCCCAUCUUCAUCCCCGGGUUCUCAGAGGCACCUGAGCCACACGGCCUCACCCAGCAACAUCGUCACCAUCACCCACCACAAAUCCCCGGGUGCAGCUCGGCGGGCCAAGAGUCAGUACCAAGGACGGCUGCUGGAGGUCAAAGAGGUGAUGUCCCAAGCAGAGGGCCAACAGAAGAACCUGGUCCAGUCCAUUGACUCUCUACCUACCAGAGGCCCUCUCUCCUGUCUGGACCAGGACCUGCUGCUGCUCAAAGCCACGUCGGCUGCCACACUCAGCUGCCUGGGAGAGUGCCUGAACAUCCUCCAACAGACCCAGAGCCACAGCCAGGCACCACCUCAAUCCCAGACCUCAGAGCGCAAUCACGCUGCCCACGGAGCCCCCUCCGAUGGUGUUCCUGUGUGGACUGUACCAAAGUCGCCCUCAGGGGAGCUGUUGAAGAACGGAGGUCUGACUCCUCUACAAUCAGUCGAGCCCUCCCCGGCUCUCAGGAAAAGGAGUCUGUCCCAUGGUGCUGAGCACCACACAGGGCUGGAAAACAUCAGCCCCACUGAAGAGGUGACAGAUACGGAGGAUAAUGAAGAGGAGGACCUGGGUGUCCUGGACGACCAGCGGAGCAUCAUUCUCCACCUGCUCUCCCAGCUCAAACUGGGCAUGGACCUCACACGGGUGGUGCUGCCUACCUUCAUUCUGGAAAAGCGAUCACUAUUGGAGAUGUAUGCCAACUUCAUGGCCCACCCUGACAUGUUCCUGUCAAUCACAGCAGGGACCACAGCCGAGGACCGAAUAGUCCGUUUUGUCGAGUACUACUUGACAGCCUUCCACGAGGGGCGGAAAGGUGCCGUGGCCAAGAAGCCCUACAACCCCGUGCUGGGGGAGACCUUCCACUGUUCCUGGGAAGUGCCUCGGGAAAAAGUCAAACCGUUGGUCAGAUCGAACCAAGGGUCCUCUUGGGAGCCAAGCAGGGGUCCCAACAACACACAGCAGGGUGACGAUUCACCGGGAGAAUGCUACAGAGUCCGAUUUGUGGCGGAGCAGGUGUCCCAUCAUCCACCAGUGUCAGGGUUUUACUGUGAGUGCCGGGAGAGGAGGAUGUGCGUCAACGCCCAUGUAUGGACCAAGAGCAAGUUCAUGGGAAUGUCUAUAGGAGUGUCCAUGGUGGGAGAAGGGAGAAGGCUGGAUCUACAACAACCCAUUGUGGAAGUCGACCUGACAGCAGAACAACACACUCUUCUCGUGGACAAUAACUGAGCUCCGGCCUCUCCACAGCGAGGCCAGAGGUCCGGGAACUCAAGCAAAGGGACCUCCAGAGACCUUCUAGACCUGAGCUAUAGACUCCCAGAGUGACAAAAACAGGAAACGAGCAAGGUGCCAAAGGGAUCUCCACUGUUAUAACCAAGAUGGUGGUUGGAGCUCUUGGGACAAAAGUACAUUUUUUAUAUACAGUUAAUAGUAUUACUAUUCAAAGUAGAGUAUUUCUAUUUUUCACCUAGCCAAGGCCUUUUUUGCACACGCACAGUAAUGAAGUUUGCCACUGGUGUUUUGCUUUUUUUUUUUUUUUAAAUCAAUAUGUUUUCUCAGACAUUGUCAAUGUUUGGUUCCAAGCUUUUAGUUUGUGAUGCAGCGUUAGAAUGAAUCGAUACGAGUCCCCUGUUACAAGUAAUACUGUAGCUGUAAAUGAGCUGUUUAUAAAAAGCACUUUUACCAUAGAAAUAAAUUUCAUAUUUUAUAUCAUACAGCUUUUACCAAUCAGGGUGGUCUCUAAGAGCUUUACGGGAAAUAAGAACACCUAAUCAGAUUUUAAAAGAGAUAUAAAUCAAGAGAUAAAACAAAUGUACUACAUUAGAUUAUGUGUUAUAUAUUAUUAUACAGUACAUUACAGUGAGCUACUAGAAAGUAGAGGUCCUGAUUGUUUUGUCUGCACUAUGAAUGUAUUUGGGCACAUUUUAUUAAUGCUAUGUUUCCACCUUGUACUGUUCACUAAGACACAUGCUUUUUGUGUUUUACCUUUUUAUUUUGCCACGUUGCUCUAUUUACAGUAUUUCACCCGCUGAGUGAGACGCAUCUGCAUAAACAGACAUUUCCAUUACUACCUCUCUUAUUCAGCUAAACCAGCCAUUAGCCACUUUCUCUUCCAAAACAAAACACUCCUGGGUCUUCUAAUCUUUUUGUAUCUGUGCCCCUGAGAUGGCACUUGUGUAAUUAGGCAGCCGCUACUCACCCAGCCUGUGCCUCCUGAAGUUAAUACUCCUUCUUAGGUCACCCGUGGUGAUGAAUAUGGAUGAGCAGGCUUGCAGAAACACACAACCAUGUUUUCACAUCUGGGGUCGCUGGGAGGUUGCUUCUGUGAAGAUGAGAGGAUAAUCUACCAGAAUAACAAAUCACUGGGAACUGGGGUAACCGGCCUGUUGGAUAGGAGAGUAAAUAUAUUGGGUCAUACUACUGUGGUUCUAUUAUUUGACAAACUGUGUGGCCAAUUUUCAAAGUGUAGAAGAAGAAUAGCUUUUCCAAAUAAAAGGAAAGCAGAAAAUGAAUAUGAGCAAUUGACAGUAUCUUCACUUCAUGUAUUUCUAAUGGCCUUAUUUUUUGUCAUGAAAGGACAAACUCCUCACUGCUUGCUCUUUCAGUUGUUCUGUCACUUAAAAAGGUUCAAAUCGUAUUAGUAUUUUCAGCCAGAUGCCUAUUUGUAGCUUAUGCCAUGACAGUAUAGAAAACAAACACACAACCAUCUACGACAAACCACUGUUCAUUACUGUUUUAUGACACCCGCCUUACAUGAAACUAACAUGCAGUUUUAGUUUUUAUAUCCAAAUGGAUUCAGACUCACUGACGUAGAUAGUGACUGUGGAUAAAGGAGGAAUUGUUCAUUAAUAAAGAACUUCUACAUUUUUCUUUUUUAAACUGAA